ACCAUUUCAUUGGAUGAGUUAAGAGCAUCUCUAAGCUCACUGCACAGUUAACGAAUAAGAAAAUUUAAGUAGAAAAGUCAGUAUAACCCAUAGCCCCUCAAGGGAGGUACGUUGAUGCCUCUAAGGGAUUCUUGAUCCAAGGAACUGGGUUUAUCCUGCCUCCUGGAUUCAACCUGAUUGUCUUCUAUUCUCAUAUCAUAAUGUUUGGCUUUAGUGGCUUGUUCUAGUUUUUCAGGUAAUAUGAAAAUAUUGUGAAGAAUGCCACCAUUUAAACAAGUUGUGAGUCUGCAGACAUUUACGCUCAGAAAAGUGGCUUAUCUGAUCAGGCGACUCUGUUGUGACCACAGUCUUACAACUGAUGACUUGAUACCAGUAGUAAACCAUCUACAUAUCUUCCUUCCUCCACAGAUUCAAGCUUCAGUUUGUCAUACACUUCUUCAUGAGUCACAUAAGAUUGUGUUCCCUGAACUACUCAAUCAGAAUUACCUGUUCAUUUGUACACAGCUGCAUGCUGAGUACAUAUGGAUCAAUGAUAGUCGAAGUGUUAUGCCAAUGUUGGAGGACUUGGAUGGGCGGAGUGUUAGAACACUCAAGAUGACUGGCUCUAAUGGCCAGUUGGACUUUGAUUUGGAGUCCAACACCUAUGAUUUUCAGCAAAUUAUGAAACUUGAACCACUUUAUAGGUUUCUUAGAACAUUAACAAAUCUAACAACAUUGAAAUGUUCUCAGCUGUGUAAUAACUUUAUGCUUCAACUUUUAUCAAAAACUUGUCCUCACUUAGAAGAAGUUAGCAUUGAAAUGUGCACUGAUGUAGAUGAUGAAGGAAUAUUCCACUUAGGUGGUCAUUUUCCAUCUCCAGAUACAUAUUUUCAAAUAAGGAGAGGCAUUCAAAUACCCUCUAAGUCUGUUUGCACAAAACUCAGAAAGAUCAAUUUAGAGUAUACACUAGCGUGCACAGCCAGUGCAGUGAUGUUACUUCAUUUGUGCCCAAAUAUUGAAGAACUUAUGGUUACACCUGAUGUUAAUAUAGGAGAUGUGUUUACAACAUUACAUGGUAUUAACCCAGACAAAUAUGAAGAAGUUACUAGUAAAUACUCACUUAAAAUUUUACAUACAUACAUGGAACUUGAUGAAAAUGUUUUAGCAUUGAUUGUCAAGACAUGUCCUUACCUACAUGAUGUAACAUUAAAGUGUAAUGGAGUGGAGAGAAAAGAUAGAAAUUUUCUAGCAAAUUUACUUGGUCUAAAUCUUAAAACCCUCAAUGUUAUGAACUGCAGCAUGUCUGCUCUAGUAUGGUAUUUGGAGAAGCGAGGAAGCCAUCUGUCAUCCUUAACUAUUCAACACCUUACCAUGGCACCUUUAAGUGUGACAUUCACUAGAACUCACCUUCAGCAUGUAAUACAAACCUGUCCAAAUUUGCAGAGCUUUACAUUAAAGCUUAACAACAAUCCAAUUCAACCUGAUGUGCCUUAUUCAGUAUUUGGUUCCCGUUUAUUGUAUUUUACGACCCUUUCUCAUUUGACUCUGGAAGGCACAACAAUCACAUCAGAUGAUCUUUCAGUAUUAGUAAGUAGGUGUGAAUCUUUGCGUGAAUUACAUAUUCUUUUUCAUAAUUUAGACAUGUUAGAAGAUCAUGUACUGUAUGAUCUCUUGGCUUCUGGCGGUUUACACAACUUAUGGACACUAUUCCUUCAUCGCCCAAUGUUGACACUAGCUGGUCUAAGAAGAUUACUUUGUGAAUGUCCUCAGUUACAUACUGUUGGACCUCUUUCUUCUUGGGCUAUAAGUAAGAAGGAUCGAGAAGCACUGCGUAAAGAAAUUAGGAAUAAGAAUUGGGACUUAAAUGUUGAGAGUCCUGAGAUGAUGCACAUGUUUAUACUUUGAGAUAUAACACUGCACUGCUGUUUAAAGACAAGAACAUUAUCACCAUAACGUAAUUGAAAUACAGUGCUUGUAGUACAGUAUUAUCAUGAUAGCUUCUCCCUUGUUAAUGUGUAUUCAUUUAUUUUAUUAAUUCAGCAACAGUAUCUUUGUAGGCCAAUCAGUUUUUAUGUACUUGUCUCACUUCAUAGUUGUAGCCAAAAAAAAUAUUCAACUCAGUUGCUUGCACUUUGUUUAAGCUUUCUUAUAGUUUCAUAGCACUCCAUAUUGUUACAUAUUUAUACAGCAAUCAAAAAUUUUAUAUUUAUGUUCAUUUUUGUAUCCAGGUCAUUCCAUAACCAAAUGGACCAAUUUUAAAGAUGAAUUCUGCCUGACCAUCUCCAAAUUUGUUGAAACGUUAUGUAUAGUUUCAUAUAGGUUUCAGAUGAAAUUAUAUGGAGUUUUAAAUUCAGGUAUACUAUAGCUUGGACAGCAGGCCCCUCAAUGUGAGGGGGAGGUAACCAAAACUGUCAUUGAUGCAAUCACAACAGCAGGUGUUUUAUAUAAAUUAAGUAUUCAUAAGUUAUAUAAAUUUGGAGAAAUAUCAGUUAGAUAAGAAUAAUGCUGUCUAGUGGACAUGACUUGCUCACCAAUGGUAGGAGGUUGGGCACUGCUUGUGGCCCAGCAGCUGGAAAAAGGAAGGCCUCACAAGUGAGGUUUGGUGUUCGAGAAAAUCAUCAGAUGGAACUAUCCAAAAUUUGUGCAUUACUUAUUUUUUUAAAUUUAUGGAGCACAAUAUUAAUUCUUUUUUUCCCUUGCUAUAAUUCACCAAAAACCUGCAAUUAGAAGAACCUUAUAAUGACACUUCAUCUUUUACAAGCUUCAGGAGAUGCCAAAAACGAAAUGAUCCCAUGCAUAGGAAGCUGCUCUCACACUUUUUUCAAACUGGGCAGAGAUGACUCAUACAGAUACCAUAUAGAAAGAUGCCCCCGGCACCAUACAUGAGGACUGCGAAAUGACUUUAACAGUUCCCUGUAUAUUAAUGAACUGUCCUAUCAGAGAGCAUGUAGAAUUCACUUUCAACAUCUUCAACACACUCACAGUUCUCCUCGCUGAAAGUCUUACCUUUCACAGAGACUCCCUUUGUGACUUAAAUUUUUUUUUUU
Messenger RNA from Cherax quadricarinatus, 3026 nucleotides. RefSeq lists its product as uncharacterized. Lineage: Eukaryota; Metazoa; Arthropoda; Malacostraca; Decapoda; Parastacidae. Gene Ontology annotation, cellular component: SCF ubiquitin ligase complex. Gene Ontology annotation, biological process: SCF-dependent proteasomal ubiquitin-dependent protein catabolic process. The record is from RefSeq and is a predicted model, not a curated record.